CGAAGUCGGCCGCGCAGCCCUGUGGGAAAUAGAGUCCUGGCGGUGGCGCGGAGGAUCCUGGGUGGAGCCUCUCAAAGAAACUAUACGCGCACCGGAAGUCGAUGCGAGGAGGCGCGUGUGAGGGGAGUUGAGUCGUUCGCUCCCUCGAGGCUGAAGUUGCGUCUGUUGACGCGGCCGACGACAAUCCCGAGCUUUAGGUGCGUUUACACCUGCUGUGAAAGCACAUACUGUACCAUGCUGGUGCUAAGACACAGCAGUGAGCAGGACAGAAGCUCCCACUGUGGCCAUAGACUUUCAUCACCAAAUCUCCUGAGUGUGUAUUUACUGAGUGCGUUAAGUGCUGACAGUGGUGGCAAAGCUGCUCCGGAGACUCACACUGGGACUUGUCCUCCUCCUGGACAUUUUGGGGGCUCGUCAGCAUGGACAGCGAGUCAGCCAUGGGCGGAAGGGAGGCUUUCUCACAGCUCCCUUGUGCUUCCCACAGCCUUGCCAGCCGGGAACACAGAGGGGAAGGAGGAGGAGCUUAAGAGAGGCUACUGAACCCCAGUUGGCCAUGGCUGAGGAAUUUGUGACCCUCAAAGACGUCGCCAUGGACUUCACCUUGGAAGACUGGGAGCAGUUCGGGCUGGACCAGGGGGACCUGUUCUGGGACACAGCAUUGGACAACUACCAGAACCUCUUCCUGCUGAACCCCCCAAGACCCAACCCGACCUCCCGCCCAGAUGGCAGUGAAGAUCUGGAGCCUCUGGCACGAGGAAGCCCAGAAGCAGUGGGCCCUGAUUUGGCUGAGACCACGAACUCUCCUCUGAUGCAGGAUUUCUUGGAAGAAGGACUCUCCCAGGAGAUUAUAGAGAUGAUUUCCAAGGAGGGCUUCUGGAACUCCAAUUUUGGAGAAACCUGUAUAGAGGACAGCUGGUUAGAUAGUUUGCUAGGAGAUCCAGAAAGCCUUCUGAGGUCCGAUGUUGCCACCAACAGGGAAAGUCCCACAGAAUGUGAGAGUCAGGAAUUAAAGAGAGGCUUCAGUCCUGUGUCCACCCUUUCCACGGGAGAAGGUAACAUGAUGCAUGUUUCUGAGAAGAGCAUCACACCAGCUGAAUCUAAGGAACAUACGGAUGAGUUUGGCUCCUCGGAACACAGCCAGCAGGAUUCUGUUCCGGAAGGGGAUAAACCAUAUAAAUGUAGUGAAUGUGGAAAAGGCUUCAGUGGGAGUUACCAUCUUAUCCAGCACUGGAUUACUCAUACUAGGGAGAAACCCACUGUGCAUCAAGAGUGUGAGCAAGGUUUCAACCAGAAUGCUUCCUUUUCUGUGUAUCCGAAAAGCCACACAGGCUACAAAUCCUAUGUGUGUAAUGAAUAUGGGACAACUUUUAGUGAGAGUACAUACCUGUGGCAUCAGAAAACUCACACUGGAGAAGACCAAUGUAAGAGUCAAGACAGUGACCACCCACCCAGUCAUGCCACACAGCCUGUUGAGCAUCAGAAAACUCACAGAAGAAGUAAGUCCUACAGCUGUAGUGAAUGCGGCAAGACUUUCACCCGGAUCCUUCAUCUUACUCAGCACCAGAAGAACCACACUCGGAAACGCUAUGAAUGUGCCAAAUGUCAGGCGACCUUCAACUUUAGAAAACAUCUCGUCCAACAUCAGAAAAUUCACGCUGCAAAAACUACCUCUGAGUGUCAGGAGUGUGGGAAGGUUUUUAGGCGGAGUUCGCUGCUCAUUGAACACCAGGCUGUUCACACAGGAGAGAAGCCUUAUAAGUGUAACGAAUGUGGGAAAUCCUUCAGCCAUACCUCUACCCUAAAGAUCCAUCAGAGAGUUCACAGUGGAGACAAACCUUACAAAUGCAGUGAGUGUGGGAAGGCUUUCUGCCGGAACACUCACCUUAGUGAACAUCAGCGAAUUCAUACAGGCUACAGACCCCACAAAUGUCAGGAAUGUGUCAGGAGUUUCAGCCGGCCCUCACAUCUAAUGCGACAUCAGGCCAUUCAUGCCGCAGAAAAGCCCUAUAGCUGCGCUGAAUGCAAGGAGACUUUCAGCCAUAACAGUCAACUUGUGCAGCACCAGAAAAUGCACACUGUCAAAACCCCAUAUGAAUGUCAGGAGUGCGGAGAACGCUUCAUUUGCAGCUCAACCCUGAAGUGCCACCAGAGUGUUCACACCAGAGAAAAACAAGGGUUUGUUUUGAGUGGGAAGAUCUUAGUUCAGAACCCAGCACAGACAGAGAAGUGCUUUAAGUGUAACAAAUGUGAGAAAUCCUUUAGCUGCAGCAAAUACCUAACUCAGCAUGCGAGGAGUCACACCAGGGUGAAGCCCUUUAAGUGUGACCAGUGUGGGAAAGCCUUUGGCCAAAGUACUCAGCUCGUUCGCCAUCAAAGAAUCCACUUUAGGGUGAGGCUGUCUAAAUGGGGUGAACAAGGGAAAGCCAUCAGCAGUGGCUCCCUUAUCAAACUUCAGUCCUCCCUCACCGAGGAGUACCCUUUUAAAUGUGACGAGUGUGGAAGGACCUUCAGCCAAAGGGCACGCCUCUCAAAACAUCAGUUAAUUCACACUGGAGAGAACCCCUUUAAAUGUAGCAUGUGUGACAGAGUCUUCAGCCAGAUAAACUACCUUGUUCAGCAUGAGAGAACUCAUGGCAGAAAGAAGCCCUUCCAGUGUAAUGAAUGCGGGAAAACGUUCCGUCAGAGCUCAUGCCUUUCUAAGCAUCAGCGAGUUCACUCAGGUGAGAAACGCUAUGUAUGUGACUACUGCGGGAAGGCCUUUGGCCUGAAUGCUGAGCUUGUCCGCCACCAGAGAAUUCACACUGGAGAAAAGCCUUAUGUUUGUCAGGAAUGUGGGAAAGCCUUCACCCAGAGCUCAUGCCUUUCUAUUCACCGGAGAGUUCACACUGGGGAGAAGCCCUAUGUGUGUGGUGAAUGUGGGAAAACCUUUGCCCAGAAAGCAAAUCUAACACAGCACCAGAGAAUGCACACUGGGGAGAAGCCUUACUCCUGUAAUGUGUGUGGCAAAGCUUUUGGGCUCAGUGCCCAUCUCAAUCAGCACCUGAGAGUUCACACCCAGGGGACACUUUAUCAGUGUCAACAUUGCCAGAAAACCUUUCAGUGCCACUCGAGUCUCAACCGCCAUCAGCGUGUACACAUCAGGCAGCAAUACUGUCUGUAGCCAUUGGGUGGUAGCAGAGUCCCAGAAUAUGAGACCAUGUUCGUUGGAUGUCGAAAGUUGGAAACCAUCCCAUUGCAAGUUUCCCUCCAAAUAAAUACAUCUAAAGAUUGAUUAGAAAGUUUGUGCACACGAGUUUCAUUAUGACAAUGAAAACACAAAAAUGGAGAAGGUGUACAGUGUCAGGAUUCAGAGGUAGGCUCUGGAGCCAGUCUACCUCAGUUAAAUCCCACCUGUGUCGUCUGCUACCUAAGUGACCUUGAGAAAGUCAGAAAAAUCUCACAGGGCCUCAGUGUCCUCAUCUGUAAAAUGGGCAUCACCUACCUCAGAGGGCUUUUUUUGAGGAUUAAAUAAAUAAAUGUGAAGCACUUAGAACUGAUGCCCAGCACAUGAGGGCUCACCAAGUAUGAGCCACAAAUACACGUCAGCUAUAGCACAAAUAGACUGGUGUCAUGGGAAAAAAGGAAGCAGUAAUUUCUCUGUGUUUACUGUAGGUAAUGUUCUUAUAAUGUAUAGCUUUUAAUUUAAGUUUUCCUUUGUUAAGGUUUUUCUCCAGCACCUUACUCUUCUUAAAUGCCUGGCCUUUUUUGUCCCUUCAUCUCUCUUUCCCAGUUUUUUUUCUUAACCCCCAGAAAGCUAAGAACCUGUAAACACCUAACCUCAACUGGCUAAAACCUUCCACUCCUAACCUCCGAAGCCUCUCACUCACAGCGGACAUGCUGCCUCUUCCGAUGACCUUCCUCCACUUAACAGUAUUGGUUAUGCAAUAGGACACCCAAUUUGUUGUGGGAGUUGACACCAAAACACAGCUGGAUUCCAUCAGGAAAGCUGCGUUGAUCAAGGUGUUAACCACAUGUGAGACACAGCCCUUAUGGAAGACAUGCUUGGGGGGUCAAACCUGCAGUGUGUGGAGGUGACUGCUGCGCUGUCAUUCGCCAUUUAUCCAAGAUGGCCACUCACCCGGCAAUUUGCGAGGCUUGGGGUGCUCCUGCUCUGAAGCUUCCUUCUGGAAUCGGGGAGAUGAAUGAACCCAUUUUCAUAGACGAUUGCUGUUAAUUGACAAGUGACAUUUUAAAAACGCCACAUUCCCUCAUAGCACAGUUCUGGGAUCACCAGGGAUUGUUGGAGAGUCCAGUGAGAUGGGACCACACAGCCAGUUUCCUCCUGACAGUGUUUUGUGAGCUCCGGGCUUUUGUGGCCUACCAAAGUGGCUCAGUCACACAUUUGGUGGAAACACAGUAGUCUUAAGGAAAGCACUGAGCACUGAUACUUUCCUAUUUUAGGCGCUUAAAAUGGUUAGGGGGUAAGUGCUCUGUACACUCAGGCUUUCAAGUCUUGCACCUACAGUUCUGCUGCUUAAGUUUGUUAAACUUGGUUCAAACUGGGAACCUAUUGGCUAACCCCAGUAUACUGUUUUUCAAAUGGCUGCAACAUUUUAACUUCUUGUACAUGGUUCCUGUCCCCUGGAGCUCUGUCUCACAUGUUAAAUACCAAAAGAGUGUACAAAGUGUUGCAGGCUGGAACACAAUGGAGACUCUGGAAAAUUGGCAGCUAUUGGGGGUUGGGGGCAGCCUCUCUAAAUCAGUCACUUUUGUUGCUUCGGGCCGGGGUAGAAACGCCCUCCAUGUGUGCAUGUUUGUUGGUUCUCUGAUUAAAAUUUUGAGUCUAAAA
This is a messenger RNA of Sapajus apella (tufted capuchin), 4828 nucleotides long. RefSeq names its product zinc finger protein 473 (gene ZNF473). NCBI's taxonomy places the organism in Eukaryota, Metazoa, Chordata, Mammalia, Primates, Cebidae. The coding region runs from base 554 to 3160 and encodes 868 amino acids. The transcript has 6 exons. Gene Ontology annotation, biological process: regulation of DNA-templated transcription. The record is from RefSeq and is a predicted model, not a curated record.